AUGAUAAACAGUGAUAACAAAUGUAUGAACGAUAAUAAGGAGAGUAUUCCGAAAGAAUACAAAACACAGGAUAUGAUAGAAGGAGAAAAAGAAAGAAAGAACAAGAUAAUAAAAGAAUAUAUAAAAAAUAUGAAUGAAGAAGAUUUCUUAUAUCUAAGUGAACAUUUAAAAAUAAGAAUAGAUAAUGAAAUAUUUAUGUCUCAAGAAUUAAAUGACUAUAUUAAUAAACAUAUUGAUAUAAUAUGUGAAUUACAUUUUAAAAACUUUAAACGUCCUAAAACUCAUAUGAAAAAGGUCUUUAUCGAUCUUACCUUGAAACUUAAAUAUUUAAGACAUUUGGAAUAUUUGAAAAGAAAAAAAAAAAAAGAUAAAGAAAAUAAAAGUAAAAGUAAAAAGGAAAAAAACAAUAAAAAUGAGAAGGAUGAUGAAAUGGAAAAUAAAAAGGAAAAAAACAAUAAAAAUGAGAAGGAUGAUGAAAUGGAAAAUAAAAAGGAAAAAAACAAUAAAAAUGAGAAGGAUGAUGAAAUGGAAAAUAAAAAGGAAAAAAACAAUAAAAAUGAGAAGGAUGAUGAAAUGGAAAAUAAAAAGGAAAAAAACAAUAAAAAUGAGAAAGAUGAUGAAAUGGAAAAUAAAAAGGAAAAAAACAAUAAAAAUGAGAAGGAUGAUGAAAUGGAAAAUAAAAAGGAAAAAAACAAUAAAAAUGAGAAAGAUGAUGAAAUAAAAGAAAAUAUGGACAAAGUCAUGGAAAAUCAAUUAAAUCAAAGUAAUAUAUUAUAUAACAAAGAUAGAAUAAGAAAAAACAGAAAUAAUUUAAAAGAUGAAAAAGAUGUAUCAAAUAAAAAUAUAUUGGAUGAUAAUAAAGAUAUAGUUGAAUUCAAAUUACAAGAUAUAUCAUCAGGAUACUCUGAGACAUCUUGUAAAUCUACAAAUUCUAUAGAAAAUGGAAAUUCUUCAUCAACAUCUAGCUGUGAUGAUGAUAGUAGCUUUUUAUUUUCUUGUUCUUCUGAUUGUGAUGAAGAAACAUCGGACGAAGAAAUUUUGUCAACAAUACAUUUUGAUGAAAAAGAAAUGUCUACAUUAAAAAGUUUGGAAAAAGCUAAAAAUGUAUAUUUUGCUUAUAUAAAUAAGAAAUUUAAAAAAUAUAAUAUAUUAGAUCAUUUUAAUAUGAAUUUCCUUGAACGAUUAAAUUAUUAUUUUUCCAAGUUAUAUUACCAAAAUAAUAAUUUAAAACAAACAAAUGAAUAUCAAAAUAGAAUAAAAGAAUUUUUGUCAAAUGAGGAAAAUGUCAAAAAAAUCGAAUUAAAUCAAAGUAAAUUAAGAUCUGAUAUUUUAAAUUCCAUGUUUGGAUUCCAUAUUAUUAAUGAAACACAUCCAAUGAAAUUACCAAUAAAAAAUAUGAACAACUUAUCUUAUCAAAAUACAAAAGUAGAUAAUAUAUAUGCUUAUAAAUCAAACACAAAUAAAUGUCGUGUGCACACAAAACUUAAUCAGCUAUAUGAAACUAAUGACAAUAUAAGAAAUAUGAAUUAUUAUAAAACUAUUGAAUAUAUGAAUUCGGAAAAUAAUAUAAAUAAUAUGAACAUUUUAAAUGAAUGGACAAAUUUUAUGGAUCAAAAUAUAAACAUUGAAUCAAUAUCUCCAGAACAGCAUAAAAAAGGAAAUAGAAAAAAAAAAAUUAACACAAAAAAAUUAUAUCACCAUGAUAAUUACAAUAAUAAUAACAAUAAUAAUAACAAUGAUAAUAACAAUGAUAAUAACAAUGAUAAUAACAAUGAUAAUAACAAUGAUAAUAACAAUGAUAACAAUAAUAAUAUUAAUUGUAUAUAUGGAGAACAUCAUAAUGUGAAACAUAAAAAAAGAAAAUCAACAUCUAAAUCCAAACACAUUUUUAGGAGUAAUGAAGUAUCCAUACAUUUUAAUGAUGAUAUAAAAAAAAUUGAACAUGUUGCAAAAAAGGAAUUACAAGAAUAUAUCAAACAAAUUCAUAACAAAUCAAAAAUUCAUAACAACAUAUCUAGCUUGAAACAAUAUAUGUUAAUUUCAAAUUGGAAAGAACUAACCAAACAUAAUAAUUACAUGACCUUAUUAUCUGAAGAAAAAAAAAGGAAUUCCAAAAUAUUGGCAAAUUUAUGUUAUAACCAAAUGAAAGCUAUAGAUCAAAAACGAAAAAUUAUCCUAGAAAAAGAAGAAAGAGAAAGAAUGAAAUUAUUAAAAGAUAAUGAUAUAGAAGCUUAUAUGAAGUUAAUUAAAACAGCUAAAAAUAAACGUUUACAAGAAUUGUUAGAUGUAACCGAACAAUUUUUAAAUAAUAUGUCCAAAUGUGUUUUAUACCAAAAAAAAGAAGCAUAUCAAGAAUCAUCAGAACAAAACUUCCAUGGUCUUAUAAAUCAUAAAAAUGAAGACAAUGAAAAAUGUCAUAAAAAUUAUAAUUCGAAAGACAAUAAUAAUAUUCUUCAAAGUGUACAUAAUUUAACAACACAUGGACAACAAAAUGGAUAUAACAAUAAAAAAGGUUAUGACACAAUGUAUGAACAUAAUGAAAACAAUACAAAAAUAUGUAAUUAUAAAAAUGCUAGAGAAAAUUAUUAUAAUAUAUCUCAUGUUGUUAAAGAAAAAGUAAAACAACCAUCCAUUCUUAUAGGUGGAGAAUUAAUGAAAUAUCAACUAGAAGGUUUAGAAUGGCUAGUUUCUUUAUAUAAUAAUAAUUUACAUGGUAUUCUAGCCGAUGAAAUGGGUUUAGGAAAAACUAUACAAACCAUUAGUUUAUUUGCAUAUUUGAAAGAAUUUAAAAAUAAUAUUAACGUUAAAAAUUUAAUUAUUGUACCCUUAUCUACACUUCCUAAUUGGAUUAGCGAAUUUAAUAGAUGGUGUCCAUCAUUGAAUGUUAUAACAUACAGAGGAAAUAAAUUAGAAAGAAAACAUAUUGCUAAAAAAUUAUUAGAACAAACUUUUGAUAUAUGUAUUACUACAUUUGAUUUAGUUAUAAAAGAGAAAUCAUUUUUAAUGAAAAUAUCAUGGAAUUAUAUAGUUGUUGAUGAAGGACAUCGAAUGAAAAAUAAUAAAUCACGUUUUCAUGUAUUCUUAUCAGAAUUUAAAAGUAAAUAUCGUAUACUAUUAACUGGAACUCCAUUACAAAAUAAUUUAUCAGAAUUGUGGUCUCUUCUUAAUUUUCUUUUACCAAAAAUAUUUUCUUCAUGCGUAGAUUUCGAAAAAUGGUUUGUUAAAUCAUUACAUAACGAAAAAGACGUUUAUGAACAUAUUACAGAAGAAGAACAACUUUUAAUCAUAAACAGAUUACAUAGUGUACUCUUACCUUUUAUGUUAAGAAGAGUUAAAAAAGAUGUUCUAAAAUCAUUACCCAAAAAAUAUGAAUAUAAUAUACAUAUUGAAUUAUCACUAUAUCAAAAAAUAUUAUAUAAACAAAUACAAACCAAAGGAUUCAAACAAGUUAAUCAUAAUGGUUCUAUAACAACAAAAAUAUUUCAAAAUAUUGUCAUGCAAUUAAGAAAAAUUGUUAAUCAUCCAUACUUAUUUUUAUAUGAUUAUAACAUUGAUGAAAAUAUAAUUAAAUGUAGUGGGAAAUUUGAAGUCCUUGAUCGUAUGCUACCCAAACUUUUGAAAUUUAAACAUAAAGUCCUCAUAUUCUCACAGAUGACAAAGCUUAUGAACAUUCUAUGUGACUACCUUGAAUUUAGGGGAUAUAAAUAUCAUAGACUGGAUGGAAAUAUUGGACUCCAAGAGAGAAAAAAAAUUAUCGACCAAUUUAAUAAUAAUGUGGAAUAUAAGAAGGAUGAAGGAAAACAGCCAAAUUGUGAAAUGCCUGGUAAUGAAAAUAUGAACAUGUCAGGUAAUGAAAAUAUGAACAUGUCAGUUAAUGAAAAUAUGAACAUGUCAGUUAAUGAAAAUAUGAACAUGUCAGGUAAUGAAAAUAUGAACAUGUCAGGUAAUGAAAAUAUGAACAUGUCAGGUAAUGAAAAUAUGAACAUGUCAGGUAAUGAAAAUAUGAACAUGUCAGGUAAUGAAAAUAUGAACAUGUCAGGUAAUGAAAAUAUGAACAUGUCAGGUAAUGAAAAUAUUAAAAUGAUAAGUAGCCAAAAUGAAAAAGAUACGAGUAGCCAAAGUGUCAAAAUAUCCGAACUCAAAAAGGAAGAAAUUAAUGACUUCCAAAUUAUGGACGACAAAAACGUCAAUGGGGGAAACCAAGAUGCAAUGAUAUUUAUUCUGUCUACAAGAUCAGGAAGUUUGGGUUUAAAUUUACAGACAGCUGACACGGUAAUAAUAUUUGACAGCGAUUUUAAUCCUCAUCAAGAUAUUCAAGCGAUGUGUAGGUGUCAUAGGAUAGGUCAGAAAAAUGUGGUGAAGGUAUUUCGAUUUAUUACACUAUCAGGAGUAGAGGAGUUGGUUUUUAAAAAGGCUCAGCACAAGCUGAGUAUAAAUGAUAAGGUAAUUCAGGCAGGUUUGUUUAAUAAAAUAUAUAAUGAUGAGGAUAGGCAGAAUAAAUUGAAGGAUAUAAUUCAAAGAAAUCAAAAAAAUGAUAUGACAACGCAUCCUACUAAUCCAUUAUUAUUAAAUUAUUAUAUGAAGAGGAAUGAAGAAGAAUUGGAAUAUUUCCUCGAUUUCGAUAAACGUUAUUUUGGGGAGCAAUAUUUUUCAUUAUUAAAUACUUUGAAUGUAGAAAAUGUAGAUAGUGGACAGUUUACUUAUAUGAGUGAAGAUGAGAAGGAAGAAAAUGAAACAUAUUUGAGCUCAAUUAUAAAAAAGGAAAAAAAGGAAGAGGAGGGAGAAGACGAUGAGGAAAAUCAAAGGGAUAGGAAUAAAGAAGAAGAUCAAGAUGAAGAUAAAGAUGACGAUAAAGAUAAAGAUAAAGAUAAAGAUAAAGAAGAAGAAGAAGAGAAAAAAAGAAAACACAUAUUGAAUAAUAAUAAUAAUAAUGGCAUACAAAAUGGAAGUAGUAUAAAUGAAGGAGUUAAAGAGAAAAUAUUGGAUGAAUAUUGUAAUAAUAAUACUAAAUGCGUAAAGGUAUCAAACGAGCGAUUAAUAUUUAAGAGAAAACAUGAUACUGAUGAUUUACAAUGUGAAGAUGAAAAAAUAAAAGAAAAUGAAGAGUGUGAUGUGGAUAACAUAAUACAAAAUAAGAAUAAUAAAAGGUUAAAAAUGGAAUGUCAGAAGGAUGAUAAGGAUGAUGACAUAAAUAGUAAUAUACAUAUGGAUGAAAAAAAAAAGAUUUACAUGUCAAGUGAGAAAGAUGAUACAACAAAGGAAUAUUCAGAUACCCAUGAUCCAUAUAUAAAUGACAAGAUGCAAGUAAAAGAUGAAGAAGAUUAUUACGGUUUUAUUUUAAAAGAAGAAAAUCAAAACGAUAUAGAAAAGAUAUUAAUUAAAAGUAAUAAAUUAAUAAAUAAAGAUGAAUUACCAGCUUAUUUAUUUUAUGAUGAUACAAAUGAUUCUCCAGAUAAGAUAAAUCUUAAGAGGUCACGAAAAGUAAUAAAUAUUAAUUUGAUGCAAGAAGAAAAAUUAACAGAAAAGCAAUUUCUUAAGUUGAUCGAUUCAUCAUCACCUAAUUUAUUAUCGAGUGUAGAAAAAGAUUUAGGUAGAAAUAAAAAAGAUAUAGUAAAAUCUGACAUGGAACAUAACAAUGAUAUAACAACAUUAGAAGAAGUAAAAGAUAGAGAAGAGAUAAAAGAAGAACAUCUUGAGACAACAAAAAACAUAUCAUCAUUAAAUAUAAACGAUUUAGAAAUUAAUAAAACUCUAACAAACGAAAAUGUUCAUAGUACAAAAAAAAGUCCUUAUAAUAUGAGAAGUUCUAAAAGAAGAAGUGACACUUCAUCAACGUAUAUGGAAACAAGUAUAAAAAAGAGAAAUGACAAAGAUAUUCACAUAUGUUUGAAAAAGGGAAAAAAAAGAAAUAAUAGUAUGGAGCACACUAAACAAGAAUGUCAUGUGGAUGAUGAAAAUAAGAAAAGAGUUAAAAAGAGAAAAAGUUCCCAGUAA
Molecule: messenger RNA, 5994 nt
Organism: Plasmodium falciparum 3D7
Lineage: Eukaryota; Apicomplexa; Aconoidasida; Haemosporida; Plasmodiidae
Product: putative SNF2-like chromatin remodeling ATPase
Molecular function (GO): nucleotide binding; ATP binding; RNA helicase activity
Source: RefSeq, a predicted model, not a curated record